Messenger RNA from Candidozyma auris, 807 nucleotides. RefSeq names its product rRNA-processing protein RRP36. The record is from RefSeq and is a predicted model, not a curated record. The coding region runs from base 1 to 807 and encodes 268 amino acids. The transcript has a single exon. Gene Ontology annotation, cellular component: 90S preribosome; nucleolus. NCBI's taxonomy places the organism in Eukaryota, Fungi, Ascomycota, Pichiomycetes, Serinales, Metschnikowiaceae. Gene Ontology annotation, biological process: maturation of SSU-rRNA from tricistronic rRNA transcript (SSU-rRNA, 5.8S rRNA, LSU-rRNA).
AUGGUCCAGAGAUUCAGACCACUGUAUGAGUCAGACUCUGAGGAUGAUGAUCUCGGAGCUGUUUUACAAAACCAACUGAGGGAAGAGAGCGACGAUGACGACAUGCUGUCUCUUUCGUUUGGGGCCUUGAGUUCUGCUCAAAAAAAGCUUCAGCAGGAAGAGAGAACCGCAAGAGAGGAGGAAUCGCUGAGCGGUUCCGAGUCCGAAGAUGGGUUUUUCGAAGAUGGCAAGAAAAAGAAAGGAAAAACGCUGCAGAAGAAGAAAAAGAAGAAUAAGCAUGCUCCAUCAGAGAGCUCAUCGAAGAAACCAGUGAGUCGAAUAAGAGAAAUUCCCGGAUUGAAGCAGAAGAAAGACACAACACUUUAUACAGAUAUAAGGUUCGAUUCUGCCUACGGUAAAGCAGAUUGGGACCGAAUCAGAAAGGACUACGCUUUUCUAGAUGAGUAUAGACAAAAGGAAAUUGAGCAAAUGCGGGGCAUUUUGAACAACAAAAAGGAGAGAUCAAAACUUUCAGACCAUGAGAUAGAAGAUUUGGAAUUCAAGAUUCAGUCGCUUCAGUCCAGGCUCGACACGUUGAAAAACCGUGACUUGAGCAACAAGAUCUUGAAGGACCACAAGAGGGAGCAGAUGGCGAAGAUGAGAAAGGGAGAGCAAGUGAAUCCAUACUUCUUGAAGAAGUCGGAGCAGCGCAAGAUGAUCCAGAAGGCUAAGUUUGAAAGCUUGAAGUCGUCGCAGAGAGAGAAGGUCAUGGAGAGAAAGAGAAAGAGGCGGUUGGGCAAGGAGUUCAGGGCCAUGGAGUUCAGGUGA